AUGGUCCGAGUCUGGUUCGCGCGACAAUGGCGCAUGCCGAAACUCUUCACGGCGCUCUUGAUCCUCGAGUUUCUCUUGACGGUCGCGACGCUGACCCUCAUGGGCAUCGCGGAUCCCAACACGUACCGGACGAAGCUGUGGCAGAAUGGAUUCGAUCAGGGCUUCAAUAGCUCGCCGAAUUCGAUCCUGUAUUACUAUGCGAACUGGUUGCCGGCGAAGGUGCCGACUGUGUGGAGUCAAUACAUGACGACCUUUAAUGUGGUCAUUUCCGUCCUCAGCAUGUUCAUCUUGCUCGUCAAGAGUAUCAUGUUUGUCCUCCAUAUCUUCAUCCCCGCCUUGAGCGUGUUCGUACACGCCCUCCUCGUCGCGCUGUACGCUGUCAGCAUAUACAACCAGUCGAGACCGGAUAUGAGUGAUCCCGAUCACCCGUCGCCUGGAUUGCCUUGGUAUUUGAGUAAGGGGUGCAGUUAUGCGGAGCCGGGGAAUCAUGGAUAUUGUUUGCAGGCAAGAGCGAGCUUUGCUGUGGUUAUUGUAAUGACUGCCCUUUUUGCUACAUACCUUGGACAUUCAAUAUGGAGUGCGAUCCCAACUGAACGAGAGAAGGUUGCUCGGGAAGCCGAAUACCAAUCCGACUUGGAGAUGAAGAAGUUGUCCAUGUAUCACGACGACGAAAUGAGCAGGGACGAACGCAGGGAGAUGCACAGGCAAAUGUUCUUGAACCUGCCAAAGACGCCAAACACACCUGGCUUUGGCGUACAUAAUCCCAUGACGCCUAGGACGACUGCUUUCACGCAGCUGAAUGGAGGAGCGAUGCCGACCCCUGUGGGCAUAGGACCAAGCGGGUCAUUACCAUUGAGGGACUUCAAUGGAGCAAAAGACGUUCCUGACGGACGAUGA
Zasmidium cellare ATCC 36951 is the source of this 897-nucleotide messenger RNA. RefSeq lists its product as uncharacterized. Lineage: Eukaryota; Fungi; Ascomycota; Dothideomycetes; Mycosphaerellales; Mycosphaerellaceae. The transcript has 3 exons. Bases 1 to 897 code for a protein of 298 amino acids. The record is from RefSeq and is a predicted model, not a curated record.